Messenger RNA from Cynocephalus volans (Philippine flying lemur), 8240 nucleotides. It is a transcript of the gene SIM1, whose product is annotated as SIM bHLH transcription factor 1. Gene Ontology annotation, biological process: regulation of transcription by RNA polymerase II. The transcript is spliced from 12 exons. Lineage: Eukaryota; Metazoa; Chordata; Mammalia; Dermoptera; Cynocephalidae. Gene Ontology annotation, molecular function: protein dimerization activity; RNA polymerase II transcription regulatory region sequence-specific DNA binding; DNA-binding transcription factor activity, RNA polymerase II-specific. The record is from RefSeq and is a predicted model, not a curated record. The coding region runs from base 753 to 3053 and encodes 766 amino acids.
AACCCGUAAAGUUACAGGGGGGCGUUUUUGGCUUCCAAUUAGGGAUAAUACUGGCUUCGUAGCAACUGCCGAGGAGGAGGAUUCUAAAACCGCCUCACCCGUCCCCAAACCCGCAUCCUCCUCCUCCUGCCACGCACUCUUCCUUCAAUUCAUGACCAAGAAAAGGGAGCCAGGGAGCCAGGGAGGCUUCGCUCCUCUCUGCUGAAGAGAAGCGGAGAGGACCGCGGAGUCACUUGGUUGGCGGUGGGCAUGAGUGCAGUCAGGCGGUGGGCGCUUCCGCACCCUUUGCCGCCGGCGGGGACUCAAGUGGCCUGAAAGAGUUGUCCGGAAUUCCUGUUCUUCCCAAAGGGGCUUGGAGCCGCCUCAGAUGCUGCGGGACUGAAGAACAAACGUCGAGGAUUAUUAUGUCGAUUUUCCGAGGAUCAGGAUUCGCAGUGCGGAACAGAAGAAAAGGCUGGCUCCUCGGGGGUCCCGCCGGCAUUUGAUACUCGGAGACCCCCAGGAUUGCUCAAAUUGCCGUGGAUCAGCAACUUUCCUAUAUUCGCAUCCUGCAUUUUCAAAGAAAAUACUUAUCUGUUCUCUCUGGUCUUUUACUGCUAUAAAUACACUGUCCCUGCUGCGAAUACUACAGUCUCUUCAUUCAAACAUGCUGUAUGUUUUUGCCAAAUAUGAUCUCUAACUGAAAGUUUAUUUUUGGUUUUGGAUGAAUCUGUGGAGCUUACGUUGUAAGAAGAAAGGGGGAACAAGACACAAUGAAAGAAAAGUCCAAAAAUGCUGCCCGGACUAGGAGAGAGAAGGAAAACAGUGAAUUUUAUGAACUGGCUAAAUUACUGCCUUUGCCCUCGGCUAUCACCUCGCAGCUGGACAAAGCAUCCAUAAUCAGACUGACGACCAGCUAUCUCAAAAUGAGAGUGGUGUUCCCAGAAGGGCUUGGCGAGGCGUGGGGCCACUCGAGUCGAACAAGCCCCCUGGACAACGUUGGCCGCGAACUGGGCUCCCAUUUGCUUCAGACCCUAGAUGGCUUCAUCUUCGUGGUGGCCCCAGAUGGGAAGAUCAUGUAUAUCUCAGAGACAGCCUCAGUCCACCUGGGUCUUUCUCAGGUAGAGCUGACCGGAAACAGCAUUUAUGAGUACAUCCAUCCGGCGGACCACGACGAGAUGACGGCGGUGCUCACCGCCCAUCAGCCCUAUCACUCUCACUUCGUGCAGGAGUACGAGAUCGAACGCUCCUUCUUCCUGAGGAUGAAGUGCGUCUUGGCCAAGCGGAACGCAGGCCUCACCUGCGGCGGCUACAAGGUCAUUCAUUGCAGCGGUUACCUGAAGAUCCGCCAGUACAGCCUGGACAUGUCCCCCUUUGACGGCUGCUACCAGAACGUGGGCCUAGUGGCCGUGGGUCACUCGCUGCCUCCCAGCGCCGUCACGGAGAUCAAGCUACACAGCAACAUGUUCAUGUUCCGUGCCAGCCUGGACAUGAAGCUCAUCUUCCUGGACUCCAGGGUGGCGGAGCUGACGGGGUAUGAACCUCAGGACCUGAUUGAGAAGACCCUGUACCACCACGUGCAUGGCUGCGACACCUUUCACCUGCGCUGCGCUCACCACCUGCUGCUGGUGAAGGGACAGGUGACCACCAAGUACUAUAGGUUCCUGGCGAAGCACGGUGGCUGGGUAUGGGUGCAGAGCUACGCGACCAUUGUGCACAACAGUCGCUCUUCCAGGCCACACUGCAUCGUCAGCGUCAACUACGUCCUCACAGACACAGAAUACAAAGGGCUGCAGCUCUCCCUGGAUCAGAUCUCAGCCUCCAAACCAGCCUUCUCCUAUGCCAGCAGCUCCACCCCCACCAUGACUGACAGCAGGAAGGUGGCCAAGACUCGGCUCUCCAGCUCAAAGUCAAAAGCCAGGACCUCACCAUACCCUCAGUAUUCGGGAUUUCACACGGAAAGAUCGGAGUCUGACCACGACAGCCAGUGGGGCGGAAGUCCCCUGACCGACACAGCCUCUCCGCAGCUCCUGGACCCCGCCGAGCGGCCGGGCUCUCAGCAUGACGCGUCGUGCGCCUACAGACAGUUCUCGGACCGCAGCUCCCUCUGCUACGGCUUUGCGCUCGACCCCUCCAGGCUGGUGGAGGAGCGGCAUUUCCACACCCCGGCCUGCGAGGGGGGCCGCUGCGAGGCGGGCAGGUACUUCCUGGGAACGCCGCAGGCCGGGAGGGAGCCCUGGUGGGGCCCUCGCGCAGCCUUGCCCCUGACCAAGGCGUCCCCGGAAAGCAGAGAAGCCUACGAGAACAGCAUGCCGCACAUCGCCUCCGUCCACAGGAUCCACGGGAGAGGUCAUUGGGAUGAAGAUAGUGUGGUCAGUUCUCCAGACCCCGGGUCGGCCAGUGAAUCAGGUGACCGAUAUCGCACUGAGCAGUAUCAAAGUAGUCCACAUGAACCUAGCAAAAUUGAAACUCUGAUAAGAGCGACCCAGCAAAUGAUUAAAGAAGAGGAGAACAGAUUGCAGUUAAGGAAAGCGCCCCCAGACCAACUGGCUUCCAUUAAUGGAGCUGGGAAAAAACACUCCCUCUGUUUUGCAAACUACCAACAGCCCCCACCAACAGGUGAAGUCUGCCACGGCUCUGCUCUUGCCAGCACUUCACCAUGUGACCACAUCCAGCAGAGAGAGGGCAAGAUGCUGAGCCCCCAUGAAAAUGACUAUGACAACAGUCCCACUGCACUGUCUCGGAUAAGUAGUCCCAGUUCGGAUCGCAUUUCAAAAUCCAGUUUGAUCCUAGCUAAAGACUAUCUACAUUCGGAUAUGUCUCCUCAUCAGACAGCAGGAGACCAUCCUGCCGUCUCUCCAAACUGCUUUGGCUCUCACCGGCAGUAUUUUGAUAAGCAUGCUUACACAUUAACUGGAUAUGCCCUGGAGCACUUAUAUGACAGUGAAACCAUUAGAAACUAUUCCUUGGGCUGUAAUGGCUCACACUUUGAUGUAACUUCCCAUCUAAGGAUGCAGCCAGAUCCAGCACAAGGACACAAGGGAACAUCUGUCAUAAUAACCAAUGGAAGCUGAUGUUUUUCUAGAGUAUUUUGUUCUUUAAGGAUCUCUGAAACAUAUUUAUAGUUUAAUGCCCUAUUACUAGCAUUUACUAUGCCACAGAUUUUAGAAAGGAUAAUUUAAGUUACUGAGUAUGUGACAUGUGUUCCAAUGAAAUAAAACAUAACACUAGUAUUCAGGGUUAUAAACAGAUAUGGAGCUAAACUGAAUACACAAAUUGCCCCUUUAAUUAUAUGGGAAUCAGAAUAGAUACAUUUUGAAUUGAAAAAUGCUCAUGUAAGAUGGAGUGAGCAGUAUACCACAUGAAAAAGACUGGUGAGUAAUAACAUUACAUUGUGAUGACCCAGCAAUCCUCAUACACACAGACCACUAUUCACAGACCACUGUGUACCCUUUAGAUGGAGAAAUACAGAAUAUAUUCCAUAAAUAGACCACAAAUAGGUAAAUUUCCUUAACCCUAGCACAUUAAGCUUCAUAAAGAGAUUUUCAUCCUCAAAAUGACUAAGAGAGAGAGAUACAUCCUGUAAAAUGAUUUCUUCUUCGUGGUUUCAAACCACUAGCUCAUUUGGUUCAGGCGUAAAUUAGAGAUAUGGCUCUGGAUGUGGUCAAGAAUGACUUUUCACCUGGUAUCCAUUAUGAGCAAUCAGGAAGUAGUGAUUUUUCACCUUACUUUUGAGUUAGACAAAGACCAAGAUUGCACUGACAUAGCAGUAAGGGUUUUUCUAUGUAAAAGCACUGAGAUGUUGGGACACACAUCAAAAAACUUGUGUGCCCAAUUGAAGUAGUUUAAUGAAGAUGGAAAGGCCAGAGGCAGAGUGAAAUGAAACAAUAAAAUAAAUUAUUUAAAGCUCAGAACAGGUAAACAAAAUAUUUGUGACUUGCUUAUAAAACCAACCAAAUAAAUAAUUCAAACCAAUUCACCAAGAAAAAAGGCUGAUGAGUGCAAAAAAUAACUAAGGAAAACCAGUAAAGUGCUACAUGACAGGCGUGUAAGUGUUUGAAAACAUUUCAAAGCACAGAUGUGCCAAUGUGACAACAUGUGGAAAGCCUCGGGAGAGAGUCUAAGAUAAAAGGUUAGGUUGAUAGACAAGUGUUUAAAGACUGAGAGUAGUACUGCGACUGAAAGAACAGGCAAAAUGUUCAUUUUCCUUAUUGUUUGUAAGCAACAAAAACAACAAACUUGGUCUUAUAUCUGCGUGAUAUAGUGGAAAGAACAGCAGACUAAAUGCCAAAAUCUCUGGGUUCCAGUGCUGACCCUUAAUUUUGUGACCAUAGAUGUAUCACUCACCAUGCCUGGGCACCAGUUUCCUGGGUUGUGAGGCAGCUCUAAUGUUCCAUGGUUCCAUGGUUCACUGGUGCAGCAGAACUGAACAUAUUAACCGAUUAACUAUCCACUAUGAGUUGUCAAGACUAAUCAUUCUGGCUUCUCUGCACACAUACAGAGGUCUAGAUGCUUUGUAACUCAAGCAGGUGUGUGGGCUCUUUUAGGCAUGUAUAGCUACAGUCAACUUUCUAGAUUCAGCCAAAAUAUAGAUAGUAGAAACUUAUGAGGGAAAAGAAAAAUAAUAAGGUUUAUUUAAUGCACCAGUGUGUAGAGAAGUUUCAAAGAUAAUAUUUUCUAGGAGUACCAUGCCUGAAACUCUUGCCAUAUUCAAGAAGGGGAAUAUACUGGAAGUACUUGAUUUAUAAUUCUGAAAAUAUAACAUGACAUUGAACACUCAGGGAUUAGCAUUAUAUUUUCACAGUUAACAGUUAUUUGGCAGUCCAAACGUAGGUGACAAUCUGAACGAUGAUAAGAUGAGAGAUGAAUACUGGGUUAUUUGUACAUGAGAGAAGAGGCUACGUAGACUUAAAUAACUACUUCUUGGGUAUGAUAGAGCAACAUUUGUGCUGUAAAUGCAAAAAAGUGCAAGUAAGUGAAAACGUUAGUGGUUAUUAUAUGUAUUUAAAAAAAUCAAAGUAUAAUGAAAACUAAAUUUUGCACUAUACAAGCAAAAAUAUUUAGUAAUUUUGAGAAAAUUAUUUGUGAGAAACCCCUGGAAUACUUAAAAUGGAUUUUUGAUCAAUUUGCAACAUGAAGUAACGUUUUAGGAAUGUUAAGGUUUUGCAGAAUUCUAUGGAUAGAUAAAUGUUUCAAAGACAGAAAUAUCUGAUGAAUAUGGUGUUUUUAAGAAAGGAAAUCUAUACAGAUGGGUUUUACUGAUUAAUAUAUACAUUUUACCAAAUGUGUCAGGGAUAGAUGCUGUAAGAGAAAUGGAAACUUAAGAACCAAGGAAAAUGAACUGACAUUCAUUCUUUUAAAGAAAAGAUUGUCACUAGUGGAGUUUUAGUAUGAUUUUUAUAUAAAGGAUAGUUAAUUGGUGGAAGGAAAAAAUUUUGAACUUCACAGAUAGGGGGUAAUCACAAGGAAUAAUAAUGCUCUUUAAAAUGGUAUGACCAAUAUUUUUAAAGGAAGACAGAACUAACUAAAUUACAUCUUGAUUAAAAAUAUUGGUAGAUUUACCCAGUUUUAGACAUAUAACCGUUUUUUAAACUUACUGAAUGCUAAUAACUUUAUAGUAGCAGUAUUAUUACAUUACAUCUAAUAGGCCCACAGUAUUAUAUAGCUUACAUUUUUUGCAAUAUGGUAUGACUAUUACAAAAUGAUCCAAAAUAAGUUAAGACAUUUUAUGACAAGGUAACUUAAAAUAUGCAUAGAUGUGUUAAAAUAUAUUUAUAAUCUACAUUAUUUCAUUCUGUGCAGGAACAUAUCUCCUCAUAAGGAAGACGACGUCUAUUUUAAAAAUAUGGGAUAUAAAAUAAAUAUGUUCCCAAUAACUUAAUCAGUUAAAAUUAAACUUAAAUUGGCAUUAGUUUUAAUCCUUAAUUUCUGUAACUUUGAUAAAUGCUGAGAGCCAUGAUUUUUACAUCACCUUGCAGAUUCAUAAAAAUGUGCUGGGACUGGCUAGUUAGCUCACUCGAUUAGAGUGUGGUACUGAUAACACCAAAGGUCAAGGGUUCAGAUCCCCAUACUGGCCAGCCACCAGUAAAUAAAUAAAUAAGACAAAUAAAAAAAAAAACGUGCUAUGUCCAAUUACCAGUACAAUUCUUAUAUGUAUCAAUUCAAUAGAUAAUACAAAUGCUUUCUAGUAAUAGUAAGAGUAUUUUUAUUGCCCAUUUUACCUACCCUAACUAAUAAAAAAAUUUGAAUGACCAAAGAAAUAAGUGAAUAUUUACCCAAUAUUCCUUGGAAAAAUUUCUGUUAAAACUAUUACCGAAAAUAUACAGAUUUUUUGUAUUAUUUUUGGAUGCAUAAUAUUAACAUCACAGUCACUACAGGUCAGAUAUUUAGCUCCACAAGUUUUUUGACAUAUUAUACUGAAUAUAAUAUGCUAGCUAUUCUAAACUCUAAAUGCCUGAUAUAAGAUACUGUGACAGUGCUGAUGUGACAUUCGAAAUGAGACAGGAUGCAAUUAAUGAUUUGCCUUCAAUAUUUAUACAGAAAAACCAUUUAUUCUUUCUUGAUUAUAUUUUACAGGGCUAGAAUAUUCCAAUUGGGUACUAGUCUCAAUUCUCUCUACACCCUGCUGCCACAUGCUACCUCUGGGCAGAGAAUACCACUUAAAAUAAACUUUAAUAGGAUCAUCUAGAAAAGAAUAAUGUGCUCCAUUUUUCUUUUCUUUUUUAUAAGGGAUGAGGAUGAGGAUAAAUUCUAGCACAGUUUCUAAUACAUUUGGAAAAUAUGCAUAGAUAUUUAAAAAUAAAAUGAAAGACUCCUACCCCUCCCCAAGAUUUAGGCCAAAUUAGUUUCAUAGAUGACAGUACAGAUAAAGAGACAUUCUAAAUAUAGAUUUCAUAUUUUAUGGCUUUCUCUCUCAAGAGCAGGACAUUACUAAGAUAUUUAGAGCAAUUCUAUUAGUACUAGUAGUACUUGGAAGUGACAGAGUGAAUACUGAUAUUUGGAAAGCUGAGUAUUUGACUAUUUGGGUUUCAUUCACUUUGCCUAGUGGAAUAGCUUACACUUUAAUACAGUUUUUCUCAUUUAAAAAGUGUGAAUGCCCAGAUUUGUCUCCCUAGUUCACUUAAAUCACAGAUGUAGACAUUUUCUGAAUGAAGAAUGUAAACCCUGCAGUCCUCCAAAUAAGUGAUUCAACAUUCACAUAAAUGUUGAGUUUUUGUGAAUAGGGGUUUAAAUCUAAGACAGCAAAAUCUAUUGGCUAGUUCUUACCAUGAAACAUAUUGUGGAUAAAAUAUUCAUUGUCAUUCUAAAUUUUAGAUGAGUAACAGAACAGCUAUGGACAGAUACAAAAGGUAUCACGCAUAGAAAAUGUUUUGGGGGAAAAUGUCUGUGCGGUGCUCAUUUCUUAUGUGCAGGGCUCUACGGGUAGUACUUAACUCAAGAGGUGAGAUUGUGCUCAUUUCCAAAUAGAGGUUUGUUCAGAUUUCCUUCUCUAGGACUGUAUGCAGAAAGGAUACACACACAUGUACAUGCACACACACACACAGAGAAAAUAUGAUUUUUAUAUUACCUGUGAAUUUAUAAAAAUGUGCUAUAUCCAAUUUUAUAUAUAUAUAAAUAUCUAUCUCUCUAUAUAUCUAUAUCUAUGAGGAGUCUUCAAAAAGUUAGUGGAAGGAUUCGUAUUAUCUUUUAAUUCAAAUUUUCCAUGAACUUUUUGAAGUAACCUCAUAUAUACAUACAUACAAACACACACACACACACACACACACACACACACACACACACACACACACACACACACACACACAUGGUGGUUCACACAAGAAGUCCUAAUUGAUAAUUUUAAACCAAACGUUUGUAGUUUUACUUGUUGCAAUUUUGCUGCAUGGGGCUUUGAUUUCGUAAAUCUGUAUGGGGGGAAUUUGCCCUUAUUUGUGGAUCUAGGGCACAUUUAAUUACACCUAAUAACCCUGAUGUGUUUACAUUUCAAAAGAAAUGAAAUCAGCGUAAAAAAUUUUUGGAAGUACUGUAACCUUUUUUUCCAUUUUUUCCAAAGGGAAAUAGUUCAAAAAAUGAAACAUAUGAGUAGGCACUUCAAAAAAGAUAAAAUAUUUUAUGUUUGUUUUUUGACCGACAUGCUAUAAAAAGGAUUAUAUUUGUGAGAAAAGAUAUUGAUUGCCAAUAUUUCAAAUACCACCUUGCAAUGUAUAGUUUUUAGUGACAUUGUAGUAUAAAGCUGUAAUUUGAACUUUUACUUUGGAAUG